UGUCUCUCUACAAAUAAGGAACUACAUUUCCUACAGUCUGUGAGUAGCAAGGUGGAGCUUAGCUCAGGCUAUAAGCGCCGUGGCUGCAGGCUGGGUUGUGUGUGCUGAGUAGUGGGGACUGAAAGUGUUCCCAACCCCGGACUCCUGCCUCUCUGCUCAAUGCUUUCUCAAGCCUGCACUGACUUUGACACCAUGCACAGUCUCCAGAAGGACACUACCUUCACCAAGAUCUUUGUGGGCGGUUUGCCCUAUCACACUAACGACUCGUCCUUACGGAAAUAUUUCGAGGUGUUUGGGGACAUCGAGGAGGCGGUGGUCAUUACUGACCGGCAGACCGGGAAAUCCAGGGGCUACGGCUUUGUCACCAUGGCAGACAGGGUUGCAGCGGAUCGAGCAUGUAAAGAUCCCAACCCCAUCAUCGAUGGUAGAAAAGCCAAUGUCAACCUAGCCUACCUGGGGGCAAAACCAAGAGCCAUACAAACUGGAUUUGCUUUGGGCGUCCAACAGAUACACCCGGCUCUGAUCCAGCGUCCCCUCGGGCUCACCACACAGUACGUGUACCCACACGCGAUUGUACAGCCUGGAGUCAUCCUCCCACCCCAGCUGCAGUCGGUCACCUCGCCUUUCAUUGACUAUACAGCGUCUGCUACCUACGCACAGUAUGCUGCCUACGAUCAGUAUCCAUAUGCCGCUUCACCUGCUGCUGGCUACCUUGGAUUUGGCUAUUCCACUCUGCAGCAGCCUGUAAUGGGCGGGAGUCCCACCACCGCAGCCACAGCAGCGUUUGUUCAGUACCCCUCUCAACCUCUGCAACCUGACCGCAUGCAGUAGAGCCAAACUGAGGAAGGAGCGUUCAGUGAUAAAAGGACCUCGCUCCCAUUCACUUGCAGGGGGCUGUUAUUCUAAGGUGAAAAGACACAUAAGCGAUUCAUGGGAUGUUGCUGUCAGAUCUCUGGGUGACGAUGGAGAGCUGUUUGAAGUAUUAACGGGAGCAGAUAGAAGCACUGGGGGACUGGGCUUCUCCACGACUAGGAGAAAGUGAGGACUGCAGAUGCUGAAGAUCAGAGCUGAAAAUGUGUUGCUGGAAAAGCGCAGCAGGUCAGGCAGCAUCCAAGAUGCAUCUUUGAUGCUGCCUGACCUGCUGGGCUUCUCCACAACUAGUCAUCUCUAUCAGGUUACCUGCUUAGAAAGAAUUGCCUCCAAUCAGAAACUGAACAUUAAUCCCAAGCUAGAGUGGCAGACAGCUCUGUCUGUCAUUCUCCAUUACUGUCUGUCUCUGUGUUUCUCUCUCCAUCACACUAUCAGUCAUUUUUUUUGUCAGUCUCAACCCUCCUUUCUCGCUCUCUCUAUGCCUCUCUCUGUCCCUCGGUAAGUCUUGCUAUCAAUACCCUCUUCUGCCUCUUUCCCCCAGUUAUACAAUAUAUUCUCUCCCUAUUACCACCUCUCGGAAUGAAGAGUAAGAGACUGUUUAUUGUAAGGUACACACUGCAACAGAAAUGCUGCAGUGACAUAUAAGAACACACACACAAAAACGCUAUUUUUGUUGUAUAAAAACCUCUAUUAUUUAUCAAUGCCUUACGGAAGAAGAAAAAAAGAAUUUGUGACUACUUUUUAAUAUUUAUUGCGAUGAGCUGUGAGUUGCAACAGGGGAAAGAGAAAAGUUAGUUGUUCAGCUACCAAUGCAUAAAUUAUUAUAAGUAGAUUAAAAAUUAAUAGGUUGCUAAUUAAUUUUGAUAUGCAAACAGAGAACUUUGGAAGGUAAGCAAAAUUUCUGUAGUCAGAACACUGAUCUAUUUUCUUAAUUUUAUAAUUAAUCUUAAGAUCAUCUCAACUUGGGUAUAUAUUUUUUAAAAGAGAGCUUUUUGUUUAAAGAAAGCUAAUUGUAUAUGAACCAAGGGUAAUUUUUAUCAACUUAAUGAUGCAGUAUUCAUCUCCGCAUUCUAUCUGAUACCCUUUUAAUGUCCAGGAAUUUCCUCAUUGUUUUGAAAAAAACCUGCUACUGGAUGCCUGUUAGAUUUGGAUACCAAAUAUUUUAUACCCAGCUGAAAUGAAGGAGACAUUUUAGGGUACAAAUGCAAUUUUUAAAAUAAUGUUUUAAAAAGAAGCAAAAACAUUUUAGACACAAAAGGCUGCAAUUACAUUAAACAGCAUUCCUAUCAGACUGUAGCAGGUACUGAGAAACUUAUUUUCAAUGUUGUAUUAAAGGAACUUAAAUAUCACAUGAAAGUUUGCCUGUUCUGUGGUCUGUUUCCAGCUAACACUGCG
Hemiscyllium ocellatum (epaulette shark) is the source of this 2265-nucleotide messenger RNA. Its product is annotated as RNA-binding protein 38-like. Lineage: Eukaryota; Metazoa; Chordata; Chondrichthyes; Orectolobiformes; Hemiscylliidae. Gene Ontology annotation, molecular function: mRNA 3'-UTR binding. The transcript has 4 exons. The coding region runs from base 160 to 831 and encodes 223 amino acids. The record is from RefSeq and is a predicted model, not a curated record. Gene Ontology annotation, cellular component: cytosol.